Messenger RNA from Caenorhabditis remanei, 1023 nucleotides. RefSeq lists its product as uncharacterized. The coding region runs from base 1 to 1023 and encodes 340 amino acids. Gene Ontology annotation, molecular function: protein binding. Lineage: Eukaryota; Metazoa; Nematoda; Chromadorea; Rhabditida; Rhabditidae. The record is from RefSeq and is a predicted model, not a curated record. The transcript has 2 exons.
AUGUCCAGUGCCUUCCCUCUCCUCUGCCUUCCCAAAAAUGCACUACAUCAUGUACUUUAUAGCAUUGAUUAUGUUGAUAUAGUCUCAUUCUCUCUCGCAUCCAAUAAAACUAAAGAAGUGGUCAAAUCUCUCAACUUGAAAACCAAUAAUAUCAAUUUGGGACUUGAAAAUAUCAUCAGAAUUCAAAUCGACGCAUUCAAGAACAACACGACGCGCUUAUUGUGGAAUUUCUAUCCGGAAGAUGAUAAUACUAGCAACAAACCAAUUCCAGUUUACAUGCCAGCUCGUGUAAUAGGGAUGCGUGAACCAAACCCUACACAGAACCACGUGAAAUAUCGAAAUCCAGGUCUUAGCAUCCGAGAAUGGUUAGCUCAUUUCCGAUAUAUAUUCUCUUUCCCUGGAAGGUACUCACUUCUCUUUAGUAGAAAUACAUGUAAAUUUGAUUGGAGCUCCCUGAAAGAAACAAUCGGAGGAUCCGAGAUAGGAAUGCUCGUAUUUUACAAUUCCUGUAGUUUGGAAUGCGCACAGACGGUGUUCAGACAAUUCCCAUCUGUCAAACGUUUUUUUGCGUUCAGUCGGCGUCUUGUGAACCCCAGCUUGUAUAGUAACAUUUUGAUUAAAAACUUGGAUAUGUUGGCUCUCGGACACCCUACUUUGUCUUUAAGAAUUGGAUUGGAUGACUUGUUAUUGAUAAAUAGCAAGGAAAUACACAUUCGAUCAUUAACCAUCACUGAUAAAGUGAUCAAUCGCUUUCUGAAAUCUUGGAUGAGAGGAUCGAACCCAAGAAUGGAUUACGUGAGCUUUACUUUUAGUGACGGCCGGUUCCUAGAUAAGGAUGCUAUAUUAAAAGGAACAAAUUAUCACAAAGUACUAUUGAAUAAAGUCAGGCAUUACAAGAGCCAUGAGAGGACCAUAGUGGUCAAAGGUGGAUACGAUAUCCGUCGAACGGACGGAACUGUCGGAACUGUUACAAUUCGACAACGAUUUCAAGAACGAUUUGUUCUAUUUCAUGUAUGGUGCUGA